CUCAUCUAACAAUAACAAUGGCGGCCUACACAAGCUCCAGACGUGUGUUGGCAGCAGCCCGUCUCCUGCGUCAGUGCUUGUACCAGAGUCAUGCCUACUCCUCCCAGAGCACACCUCGCAUCACCACACACUACUCCAUCCAUCCUCGAGACAAGGAUCCGCGGUGGAAAGAUGUGGACAUGGAACGUUUCUCAGAUGAAGCUGAUGUUGUGAUCGUGGGUGGAGGGCCGUCAGGGUUGUCAGCAGCAUGUCGCCUCAAACAGAUGGCCAAUGAGCAGGGGAAGGAACUCCGUGUGUGUUUGGUGGAGAAGGCAGCAGAAAUUGGUGGGCACAUAUUGUCUGGUGCCUGUGUAGAGCCUCAUGCUAUCAGUGAACUCUUCCCAGAUUACCUUGAGAGAGGGGCUCCCUUCCACACACCUGUAAAAGAAGACUCGUUUGGUUACCUCACAGAGAAGGGGGGGCGCAUCCCUAUUCCAGUAUUACCAGGAAUGCCCAUCUAUAACCAUGGUAACUACAUUGUCCGCCUCGGUAAUGUGGUCAGGUGGCUUGGAGAACAAGCAGAGGAACUUGGGGUGGAGAUCUACCCUGGAUAUGCUGCCAGCGAGGUGCUGUUUCAUGAAGAUGGAAGUGUGAAGGGCAUUGCAACAAAUGACGUGGGCAUCUUCAAAGAUGGAUCACCAAAAGAAACUUUUGAACGAGGUAUGGAGCUGCACGCGAAGGUGACAAUGUUUGGGGAAGGUUGUCACGGCCAUCUUGCAAAGCAGUUGUACAAGCAGUUUGAUUUGCGGAAAGACUGUCAGCCUCAGACGUACGGUAUAGGUUUAAAGGAAUUGUGGGAAGUAGAGCCGGAGAAGCAUCGUCCUGGUCGAGUGGAACAUACUGUAGGAUGGCCUUUUGACAGACACACCUAUGGAGGGACAUUCUUGUACCAUCUAGGGGAGGGAGCACCACUGGUUGUUGUGGGCAUGGUGGUUGGCCUGGACUAUGAAAACCCCUACAUGAGCCCAUUUCGGGAGUUCCAGAGGUUCAAGCACCACCCCAGUGUGGAGCCUCUGUUCCGGGGAGGCAAGAGGAUCUGCUAUGGAGCCAGGGCUCUCAAUGAAGGAGGACUGCAGAGUGUGCCUAAGCUGACUUUCCCUGGGGGCUGUUUAAUGGGCUGCAGCCCUGGUUUCAUGAAUGUCCCAAAGAUCAAAGGGACUCAUAACGCCAUGAAGAGUGGCAUGGUGGCUGCUGAGUCUGUGUUCGACACAAUAUUUGAUGAGAAUCUCAACUCUCCCACUGUAGGUCUAGAUCCAGAGUGUUACGAGGAACGGAUCCGUGACAGCUGGGUCUGGAAGGAGCUGCGUUCUGUCCGUAAUGUUCGUCCAUCUUUCAACACAUCAUUAGGACUGUAUGGAGGAAUCAUGUACACUGGCCUCUUCCACUGGAUACUGAGGGGCAAGGAGCCCUGGACACUGUCACACAAAGGAGGGGACCAUGAUCAGCUGAAGCCAGCGGCUGAAUCAACACCCAUCGACUACCCCAGACCUGAUGGAGAAGUCAGCUUUGACCUUUUGACCUCAGUGGCCUUGACCGGCACCAAUCAUGACCAUGACCAGCCUGCACAUCUCACACUCAGGGAUGACUCGGUCCCAGUCAACCGAAACCUUGCCCUAUUUGAUGGCCCUGAACAACGAUUCUGUCCUGCAGGUGUGUAUGAGUAUGUGGAGACGGAAGAUGGCUCUGGCAGGAGGCUCCAGAUCAAUGCUCAGAACUGCAUCCACUGCAAGACCUGUGAUAUCAAGGACCCCUCUCAGAACAUCAACUGGGUGUGUCCUCAGGGAGGGGAGGGGCCUGCCUACAAUGGCAUGUAAAAUCUUGACCCCCUCCCUAUGUGACACACCUCGCACAGCUUCAAGUUCAGGGUCUCGGCAGUAACAGUCACGCUCUGUUACAACUUGGGUUGUCAUAAUUCGCCAAUGAUGACACACCUAAAGAUUCAAUACAUGAAUCCUACACAUGCUGCCAUUCGGAUUCUGCAUCAGUUUAAAAAAAAAUUUAAUAAGUUUUGCAAUAUCUGCUAUCAGGAAAUAUAGGGCCAACUCUGAUGGCAUAAUCUAUUUGGGUGAACCUAUUUAAACCAGUUAUCUGUGUUACAAACAAAAUGCCUGAUGGGAACAUCCCGCUUUCAGUCAGGCUGCAUGGUACAUAAAGUUUCAGGCAGAACCAGUGCAAAUUGAUCAUGAGGUAGGCAUGUCAUGUCACCCUUAGACGAAGCUGAUAAAUGAUCUCAGGGACUCAACUUAUGCUGGUAUUUACAAACACAUGUUACCUAUAUUUCUGUAUUACUCUGACAAAACACAGCAAAAUGAAGUCCUUCAUCAGGGUUAGGUUUAAGCCAACACAAUCUAGAAAGCAGGACUAGCUGUUGUUGAAAGUAACCUGUUUCACAAAGAACUUGUCUUACCUUUUGUAUGACUGUGUUAAAUGUGAGUUGGAAAAUCGUAUCAUUACAUUCACUUUGUGAGCACUGCAUAUGAAAUCAUUUGUUCUUGCAGUUAUAUGAUUUGCUACAGAGUUAUUGAAUGCCAAUACUAUUCAUUUAACUUUGCCAAAACUUGAAAAUUAAGGAAUGUCCAGGGACCCUGAAAUCUCAUAUCUACAGUUCUAGAUUGUAGUGUUAUGGUUAUGGCACGGAACCCUUUACUUGUAAAUGUCAAACACUGCACAUGUGUGGAUAUAUGAGGUUAAGCAAUUCAAGUCUCUGCAUGUCCAUUUGACAUUGAUACUUGACACGAGAAUAGGGCCAGCUGCUAAUUGACCCCAUCAUAAACACUUUGUUGUUCAUCACAAAUGGAUGUGUGCCUCUGUGAAACUCUGCAACGGUAGAAGAGGAUUAGCUGUACUGUUCGAUAUGGAAGUUGUGGUUUCAAGUAGACUGAAUGUGUGAAGUGAAACAUUUGUGCUUUUGGAUGUUUUAUUUGAACCAGCCAGAGUUUUUGAUUUCAAUGCAUACAUUGACCAGAUGUUGUUGAUAAUGAAUGAUAAAAUCAACUGAAAAUGUUCAUUGUUUUGUUUGCAUUUACUAUGUAUAUCAUUAUGUAAUAUAUUUAUUUGUAAAGAAA
Messenger RNA from Haliotis rubra (blacklip abalone), 3104 nucleotides. RefSeq names its product electron transfer flavoprotein-ubiquinone oxidoreductase, mitochondrial-like. Gene Ontology annotation, biological process: electron transport chain. The record is from RefSeq and is a predicted model, not a curated record. Gene Ontology annotation, cellular component: mitochondrial inner membrane. Gene Ontology annotation, molecular function: iron-sulfur cluster binding; electron-transferring-flavoprotein dehydrogenase activity. NCBI's taxonomy places the organism in Eukaryota, Metazoa, Mollusca, Gastropoda, Lepetellida, Haliotidae.